This is a messenger RNA of Thalassophryne amazonica, 879 nucleotides long. Its product is annotated as coiled-coil domain-containing protein 152-like. The transcript has 8 exons. The record is from RefSeq and is a predicted model, not a curated record. The coding region runs from base 1 to 804 and encodes 267 amino acids. NCBI's taxonomy places the organism in Eukaryota, Metazoa, Chordata, Actinopteri, Batrachoidiformes, Batrachoididae.
AUGAUUAAGUUAAACUGUGUUUCUCUUGACAACUUUAUGAAGGAGUUUACUCUAAUAGAACAGAAAAUCACAGGAAUGAAUGCCAAAAACAACAUGUUGGAGAUCAUGCUGGAGGAUGUCAACAGAGUCCUGAAAUUCUCUCAGAACAAGGAGAAAAGUCUGAUUGAAGAAAGAGACGGCCUCCUGGUAACAGUCAGCAGACUCCAUCAGACUGUGCAGGAUCAGUGUAACCUCAGAGCGGAGAAUGAAAGACUGAAGAAGGAUGUGGCAGACCUGAAACGGCAGAAUGACAAAAUAGCCGAGGACAAACAGGCUGAGAUUCAGCUGCUCCUGAAUGACAUGAGAGCAGAAGAGCAGAGCCAUAGGAGGGUGCUAGAGACCUUGAAAGAGCAGUCCAGGAGAGAAGUUGAGGAGUCCCGCAGGGAGGCUUUAAAUUGGUUGGAAGAUAAAGAUGCUGAAGUAAAGCAGCUGUUGGAGAAGAAAGAUGCAGAUCUGGAGGUGAUAAAGAAGAGGCUGAAGGAGCAAGAACGGGAGAGACAGAGCGAGCUCCUGAAAUUACAGAUGGAGUUUGGUGCAAAGUUAGCCAGAGUUGAGAAUACAGCCCAGUGGAACCACCAGCAGCAGCAACAGCAGCAGCACGGUUCCAACCUUCUACCACAGAAUGUCUUCAGGAGGAAGCUUCAGUUCUUCCAGGAGGAGAAGAACAAGGAGAUUGUGGCUCUGCGUCAGAGAAUUAAAGAACUGGAAGAAAAUCAGCGUGUCAACAGCCUCAGUGACAACCGCCUUAAGAAGAGGAAAAUCUAGUUAUCACAAAUUUACAAUCCUUCCAUUUCUAACAAGCUAACUACAGUUCAUGCAACUUGUAAACAAAUGAGUUCU